Ambispora leptoticha is the source of this 294-nucleotide messenger RNA. Lineage: Eukaryota; Fungi; Glomeromycota; Glomeromycetes; Archaeosporales; Ambisporaceae. The record is from the annotation of a GenBank genome assembly.
AGGGCACUGCACAUUGUUAUAAAAUGCUUAUGGAAAGGUGUUGGGAUAGCAAUCCUAGAGAAAGACCAAAUGCGAAAGAAAUUUAUGAAAUGAUAGAAAAUUGGAAAAAUAAUAAAGAAAUUUUAAUGGAAUUUGGUAAAUCUGAUGAAAAAAUGAAAAAUAUUAUUGCCAAAUAUGCGCAAUUAGAGACCCAUUUUGAGGCAGCGUAUAAAAGCCAGUUUUUUAGCUUUACAAUUCUAGAUCAACAAGAAGAGCAAGUUAAUUUUGAAAUUUUGACUGAAAAAGAUAAAGAAG